AUGUUUGUUGUGUUUGGCCUCAUCUGGUGGCAGGAGCUGUUAGUCUGUGGUACCCUCUUUUCUGUGUUCUUGUGUCUUCAGAAACUCAGCGAGCUAACCUCCGAGGAGAUUGCGGAUUUGUUCACAGCCGUGCAGUCUGUGGGGGAGCUCGUGCGGCGCAUGCAUAACCGACAAGGUCUGACCGUCAGCGUGCAAGACGGAGCAGAGGCAGGACAAACCGUGCCACAUGUUCACGUGCAUGUUCUUCCCCGCUCCUCUUCCGACUUUAAGAGGAAUGAUGAGGUCUACGAAGCCAUAGACGCCACAGACAUGAACAGGGAAAGCCACAGUGGACCAGACUGCGAAGAGAGGCCCCCCAGGACCAGCGAGGAGAUGGCGCAAGAGGCCGACGCCCUCAGAGUCUUUGGACAAAAGCUUAUUUUGGAGAAUGCAGCAACCCUGGAUGCACCGUAA
Molecule: messenger RNA, 453 nt
Organism: Cyclospora cayetanensis
Lineage: Eukaryota; Apicomplexa; Conoidasida; Eucoccidiorida; Eimeriidae
Product: bis(5'-adenosyl)-triphosphatase
Exons: 2
Coding region: 1-453 (150 amino acids)
Molecular function (GO): catalytic activity
Source: RefSeq, a predicted model, not a curated record